Molecule: messenger RNA, 1545 nt
Organism: Epithele typhae
Lineage: Eukaryota; Fungi; Basidiomycota; Agaricomycetes; Polyporales; Epitheliaceae
Exons: 1
Coding region: 1-1545 (514 amino acids)
Source: RefSeq, a predicted model, not a curated record
AUGUCUGCCUUCACCGUCAACACCCUCGUUAGCCGGCACUUCCCCGUCCCUGUCCUCUAUGUCGUCCUCCUCGCCCUUCUCCCAUGCAUCUCCCUGGCCAUCGCGCUCACCAUCCUGUUCACUGCCCGCGCCCGCGCCCGCGCCUCACUCGACCCAGGCUCUGACGGUCCACGCCGUACCGACGACGACGAAGGGCAGUUCGCACUCCCUCCCCCGUCGCACGUCCCGCUCCACGACAUGAGCCCGGGCAUACGCCAGCACGCGGGCCCAUUCGACACGCUCGACCUCUCGGACGAAAAGACCCUCAAUGGCGAAGACGCGCGGAACACGCUCCCUGAGCUGAUGCGCACGGGCGGCAGCCCGAAGAUGCGGAGGUCGUUGUGGAGCGCGCUUGCGGGUUACCGUCCCCAGGCGGACGUUGAAGCGGGUCGUGGUGCAGGUUCGUUUGCCUCUCAGCAAGCCGGUUCGUCUUCUGCUUCUUCCCGCGCGGUCAAGUCAACCACCACCCCCACCGCUUCGCGCUUCAUGGCAGCCUCCCCUGUGCACUUCACGAUCGCGUCCCCGCGGACGAUGUCUGCGUCCACAUCGGCGUCGUCGCUGCUUUCGGCUGAUCUGGAGGCACCCGUAAACCAUCACAACGGCGCGUCAGCCUCCGAGUCUACCACUUCGCUGUCGAACUUCAAGGCCCUUUCCUCUGUCUUUGCCGACCACGACGUCUCCCGCUCUGCACCGGCUACUCCCUCGCUUGCCUCGGACGACUCGGACUCGGACUCGGAAUCUGCCCCUUCGUCGCCGACCUGGAACACGCAAGCGACGCCGCGCGAUUCGAUGAUCGAGAGCGCCGUCGUCGUGCCGUCUGCGAAGAUGCACGGCGAGGGGCGCGCGGCGACGGAGGUGCAGGUGUUCCGGUGCGCGAUGACCGACGUUGCGUUCCCUCUCGGGCUCGGGCUCGGACUUGGGAGCGUCUUGGACUUCAAGCACAAGAGCUCGAAGGCGGCCUAUGUCUCUCAGGAUGUCGCUUUUACUCUGGGCCUUGGUUUAUUCUCUAUCGACCACGACUGUUUCGCAAACGUCGGCGCUUCACCGGCGCCUCUCCCGUCGGCUCCCGCUCCCACUUCGGCGAAUGGUAACACUUGGAACACGAACGCGAACAAGGGCGCGACUUCGGGCGCGCUCCUCCCUUCGGCCUCGCUCGCGACUUCCGGGAGCUGCACGUCGUUCGUCACCGCCUCGUCCUCGUCUUCCGGCACCGGCGCGGACGCGGAGCUCGCGCUCGCGCUCGCGGACGAGCGCGUCCUCGGCUCUGCGGACCUCCCGCCCACGCCAUCGUCCUCCACCUACGGCCGGGACGCGACCCCGCGCAAGCCGACGGCGACGCGGCGGCUGUCGGAGCUGCUUGACGCGCUCGCGACGAGCUUCUCUUUCGCGUCGGACUCGGUCGCGCUGUCGGAGUCGGGCUUGGACGACGCGGGGUGGACGGCGGACGUGUCGUGGUCUUCGGAGGAGGCGAACGAUGGGCGGAAGGAGGUGUAUGCGGCGCUGUGA